UAUCAGGAGCAGUCAGUAAAGUGUUGUAGACUCUCUGAGAGGCUCCCGAGCCGCUCCGGCAGAAAAGGUGAACACCGGAGGGAACUCAGACGGACACGGUCGACUUCUCCAAAUUGUCACCGAAAGCACAGACGAUCCUGCCGAGACCAGCGCGCGCGGAGCGGCGAGUAGCGAGUCUGUCCAUUCCGCUCCCGUCCGCUGCCCCGAUGGCCCAAGGAAACUGAAACGGAUCCUCCUGGAAACGGAUCCCUCCUGUAAACGGAUCCCUCCUGGAAACAGAUCCUCCUGUGGAUUCCUCUGGACGAUUCUCGGCUGUCUCCGUCCAGCUGAGCCUGGACACACCUUGUUAAUGUCAAUCAAGAUUCCGCCUAGGUUGCCAUGACGACCGAGGAGUGUCCCUCGCUGCCGGGGGGCAGACCCCCGGGCGGGCCGGUGCCGAGGCGGAGACUAGGGGCGGAGCUAGAGCUGGAGCUGGGGGCGGAGCUAGAGCUGGAGCUAGCUCUGGACGAUGACCUCAUCGUGGAGGUGGGCGGUGGCGACGGCGGGGUAAGCGACGGCGAUGGGGAGGAGGAGGAAGAGGAGGAGGAGGAGGUGGAGGACGAGGUGGGCAGCGUGGGCAGCGACCUCAGCAGCCUGGUGGUCCCAUUCCCUGAGCUGGCGCCCGUCGUCUUCUUCUGCCUGAAGCAGACCACCUGCCCCCGUAGCUGGUGCAUCCGCAUGGUCUCCAGCCCGUGGUUCGAGAGGAUCAGCAUCAUGGUGAUCCUGCUCAACUGCGUCACCCUGGGGAUGUAUCAGCCCUGCGAGAACAUCCACUGCACCUCCGACCGCUGCCAGAUACUGCAGGCCUUUGAUGCCUUCAUCUACGUCUUCUUCGCUCUGGAGAUGGUGGUGAAGAUGGUGGCCCUCGGGAUCUUCGGUCAGCGCUGUUACCUCGGCGACACGUGGAACCGGCUUGACUUCUUCAUCGUCAUGUCCGGGAUGGUGGAGUACUCUCUGGACCUCCAGAACAUCAACCUGUCGGCCAUCAGGACGGUCCGCGUGCUCCGACCUCUGAAGGCCAUCAACAGAGUGCCCAGCAUGCGUAUCCUGGUCAACCUGCUGCUGGACACCCUCCCCAUGCUGGGCAACGUGCUGCUGCUGUGCUUCUUCGUCUUCUUCAUCUUCGGCAUCAUUGGGGUGCAACUGUGGGCGGGGCUCCUGAGGAACCGCUGCUACCUUGAGGAGAACUUCACACUCUCCCCGGGGCUGGCCCUGCCGGGCCCCUACUACUCCCCUGAUGAGGAUGACGAGCGGCCCUUCAUCUGCUCACUGGCCGCUGAUAACGGCAUCAUGUCGUGCGGCGACGUGCCGGCGCGGCGGGAGGGUGGGCGGACCUGCUGCCUGGACCGGGAGGACGCUCUCCACCGCCAGAGCCUGGGGCUGGAGCCCGAGGGCCUGGGGCCCAACGGCAGCGGCCCCGGGGCUGGGGGCCUCUGCGUCAACUGGAACCAGUACUACACCCGCUGCCACACUGGGAGCGGAAACCCCCACAAGGGGGCCAUCAACUUCGACAACAUCGUCUACGCCUGGAUCGUCAUAUUUCAGGUCAUCACUCUGGAGGGAUGGGUGGAGAUCAUGUACUACGUCAUGGACGCCCACUCCUUCUACAACUUCAUCUACUUCAUCUUCCUCAUCAUCGUGAGUAAAGCUUUAAUACCCCCCCUUACAUCGUAGGGGCCACCUUGUUGGAGUCCCAGCCGGGACUAACUCUCCCUGAGACGCCCUGACCGCAGCCUUGUGGAGGAGAUGUCCUCCACACUCCACACAGGUGACCCUGAUACUUCCUCAGAGGUAGAGGGGGAAUUAUGAAUCACUGGCCUCUCCCAGAGAUACUCCAGCCAGCAGGUUGUACUUUGAAAGGCCGUCCGGGGGUGCGUUUCCUAAAACAGUCAGGACGUUAGCAUUUUGCUGACUUAUUACUAAGCCCAGUUGUACUAUACAGCAGCCGAACUACGAGUGUUCGGCUACGAUUCCAAAAAUCUCAUAGCAACAUAGCAAUACGUAGCUGACCUCGUUGAUUAGCUGCGUACUUAUCAGCUAAUACUGUACAAAGUGAACAGAUGUUUUCUGAAGGCGCAGUUUGGAGUUGCUCUGAGGCUUUCAAUCAUUCACAGUUGGAAGCCUCACAAACUUUGAUAUUUAGACUACAUGCUUGUUAUACAGUUGUGACUAAUAUUCGCCAACUAGAUCGUGUAUAGUCUACC
Messenger RNA from Gadus macrocephalus (Pacific cod), 2243 nucleotides. Its product is annotated as voltage-dependent T-type calcium channel subunit alpha-1I-like. Gene Ontology annotation, biological process: calcium ion transmembrane transport; sodium ion transmembrane transport; neuronal action potential. The record is from RefSeq and is a predicted model, not a curated record. Bases 379 to 1713 code for a protein of 444 amino acids. Gene Ontology annotation, molecular function: voltage-gated sodium channel activity; low voltage-gated calcium channel activity. Lineage: Eukaryota; Metazoa; Chordata; Actinopteri; Gadiformes; Gadidae. The transcript is spliced from 8 exons. Gene Ontology annotation, cellular component: plasma membrane; voltage-gated sodium channel complex; voltage-gated calcium channel complex.